AUGGACUUCCCUGGCUGUGCCUCAGUAAGAAGAGCAAAUAGAACUGUGAUCCACCUCAGGGAGAAAGAGUUCAACAGUUCCUCAAACUUGGAUGACACAACUUUGUUACUUUUGCUGGAGGAAUGGUCUCUCACCCCAUCAGGCACAAACACAAAGAUGUUCUUAAUCUCUCCAAUUGUCUGUCUUGUGGCCGGUGUCCUCAUCAUCCCUACCAUCUUAUUUGUGAUCUUCUCUCGGUUUAAAAUCCGCCAGGAAACAAGGUACAUGCUGCUGGGCAAUGCUCUGCUUUCUGAUCUGAUCUACCUGCUCUUCUAUACCCUGUCAGCUGCUCUCAAUGCAGCACGUCUACGCCUCCCCAAGGAAGCUUGUGUCCUCCUCUUAUUUUUGCUGGCAGUGGCGUACUGUGGAGGACUGUUCACAGCUGUGGCAAUAGUCUUGGACACGUACAUUGCUGUUUUGUUUCCUCUGCGCUACAUUGCUAUUUUGCCUCCCCCACGAACUAAAAAAAUCAUUGUAUUACUGUGGAUGUGUUCCGGAGCUUUCCCUGGGAUUUUCUUCUUGGUGCUAUGGACUACCCACAGCUUUGUGCCCUGUGUCCUGGAAACGUGCUCAGUUCCAGUAAUACUAACAUUAACUCUGAAUGGGACUAAUGCUGUGAAACUCUGCUUCUGGCUUUCUACCAUAGUAAUCAUUCUCUGCCUGUCUGUAAUAUUUUGUUGCUAUGCUAUUCUGUAUUUUAAAACCAAGCACUCAGGUAUAUGGGAAAGCAUCUGCUCCAGAGCCAGUGUAACAUUUGUAAUGCACAACACUGUCUUAUUUUUUUACUUCUUUCCACUCUUGGCCCUUUUUGUGGAAUCAUUCUUGUGCGUUAAUGUUUUCAUCAGACUGCAGACAGGAAUCUUCGUCUCCCUGACAGUCUGCAAUGUCCUCACGAUUCUUCCUAAAGUCCUGUUCCCUUUUCUGUAUGGGCUUCGAUACAGAGAGAUCUCAGCCUCUCUCAAAUCCAUUGUCAGGAGGAGGCAGCUCCACCUGGUGUCACCUGCUCCACCACCAUCCUGA
Molecule: messenger RNA, 1059 nt
Organism: Taeniopygia guttata (zebra finch)
Lineage: Eukaryota; Metazoa; Chordata; Aves; Passeriformes; Estrildidae
Gene: GPR148
Product: G protein-coupled receptor 148
Biological process (GO): detection of chemical stimulus involved in sensory perception of smell
Cellular component (GO): membrane
Molecular function (GO): olfactory receptor activity; odorant binding
Source: RefSeq, a predicted model, not a curated record